Vitis vinifera (wine grape) is the source of this 7715-nucleotide messenger RNA. Its product is annotated as putative disease resistance protein RGA1. The transcript has 12 exons. NCBI's taxonomy places the organism in Eukaryota, Viridiplantae, Streptophyta, Magnoliopsida, Vitales, Vitaceae. The coding region runs from base 52 to 1041 and encodes 329 amino acids. The record is from RefSeq and is a predicted model, not a curated record.
CAAUCAGAAGGGCCAAUCUUCCCAUGUCUUGAAAACCUCUUUCUCAUUCAAAUGCCAAAGUUGAAGGAAUUGUGGAGGAGGGACACAACACACCCACCUACUUCAUGUCCUUGUCUUUCACAUUUACAGAUCCAAGGCUGCAUAGUGUUGGCAUCCUUAGAACUGCAUUCAUUUCCUCUUCUUUCUAAGUUAGAGAUCUCCGGUUGCCCUAAGCUGACAUCCUUACUACUGCCUCUAUCUCUUGAUUCUCCUCUUUCUAGUUUACAUAUCUUCGAAUGUUCUGACUUGGCAUCCUUGAAUUUGCAUUCAUAUCCUCUUCUUUCUAGUUUAAAUAUCAGCUGUUGUGGUGAGCUCACGUCCUUACUAGUGCCUCCAUCUCCUCUUCUUUCACAAUUUAAUAUCAGCUCCUGUGAUAAGUUGGCAUCCUUGGAACUGCAUUCUUCUCUUCUUUCUCACUUAUGGAUCUAUGACUGCCCUAAGCUAACGUCCUUGCUACUGCCUCCAUCUCCUCGUUCAGAAUUAUCCAUCUUGCAUUGUGGUGAUUUGGCAUACUUGGAACUGCCAUCACUUUCACAAUUAUGUAUUGAGGAUUGUGGUCACUUGGCAUCCUUGAAAUUGUCUUCGUCUCCUCUUCUUUCUAGUUUAACCAUCUCUCAUUGCCCUGAGCUCACAACUAUGCAAUUGUCUUCAUUACCUUGUCUUAAAACACUAAAACUGUGUAACGUGAGAGAAAGGGUAUUCCGGCAGUUAAUGCUUGUCACUGAUUCGUCACUGGAGUCUCUGUAUAUGGAGGGCAUACAUGAUAUGGAAUCUCUCAGACGUGAGCUGCUUGCACAUGCUUCAACUCUUCAACGUCUCUCAAUUACAAAAUGUUAUGGUUUGGCAACAUUACCACACUGGAUAAGCAGCCUCACCUCACUUACAGAGCUUGAUAUACGUGAUUGUAAGCAAAUAGCAGAAAGAUGUCGAAGGGAAACAGGUCAAGACUGGCCCCAGAUUGCUCAUAUCCCAGAGAUUUAUAUCAAAGAUGGUGAAGAGUGAAUUCAUCCAGAAUGUUAUUUUAGAUGUAAUUGCUGCAAAUUCAAUGUAAAGAAUGAAUAAUGGUGGGGCUUGGACACCUCUAUCAGUGGAUGCAAUAUUUGAUCUCCUUUGAGAGCCUUAAUAAAUAUUGCAGAGAGCAUUUUUGCAGCAUAAUGAGCUGGUGCCUCCACUAUUAGGGCUUUGAAAUGUUAACAUUCUGGAAAUCCUUACAAUCAUCAAUUUCUCUUGUUUUGCAACUUAAUCAGACUAGAAGAUGGCCUGGUAUCUCUUAAUGAGCUUGAAAAUGUUGUUGGCCUUGAAUUGAAAUCACUGCCAGGAGGGAUGUGUCACUCAACACUUCAAUUUUCCCAAAAUUGAUAUUGACUAGCAAUGGUACCUGAUUCAUAUAUGAUUUCUUUUCUUUAAUUGAAGCGUGUCAUCUACAAUAUAUUUCAGAUGUAAUUGUUGUUACUGAAUGUACAAGGGAUAAUGGUGGGGCUUGGACAUCUCUAUGAGGGGAUUCAAUAUUUCAUCACUUUUGAUACCUUAAAUAAAAGUUGCAGUGAGCUUCUUUUGUCAGAUAAUGAGGAUGAGGUUGGCCUGAAAAUUGCAAGAACUCCGAAGCAUGAGUUGGUGUCUCUAGUAUUGAGGCCUGGAAAUGUUACUAUUCUAGAAAUUCUUAAAAUCGUCAACUGCUCUUGCUUAGCAACUUUAUGAGACUGGAUGGAUAGCUUGACAUCUCUUAAUGAGCUUCAAAAUCCUAUUGGCCCUGAAUUGAAAUCCCUGCUACAUGAGGGAUACGCCCCUCAGCACUUCAAUGUUCCUGAAAUUGAUAUUGACCAUCAACGAAUGAUCAUAAAGGAUUUUUAUUCUUUAAUUCAAGCAUGCCAUCUAUAAUACAUUUCAGUUUGACUUCCUAAACUCAUCACAAUUAAUUUUGAAAGAUGUUUAAUAUGCUCGACUCUGCCAUGCUUCGUUUGAAUUCCUCGCCUCAAGUCUCUACAGCUUGAUGAUCUGGAAAAGGUGGAAUACAUGGAAUGUUCAUCAGAAGGGCCAUUCGUCCCAUUUCUUUAAAAACUCAAUCUUACUCGAAUGCCAAAGUUGAAGGAAUUGUGAAGGGACUUACCAACACAACCACCUCCUUCAAUUCCUUAUCUUUCACAAUUAGAUAUCGAGUAUUGUAAGGAGUUGGCGUCCUUGGAAUUGCAUUCAUCUCCUCUUCUUUCUAGUUCAAAGAUCUCGCAAUGCCCUGAGCUCACAUCCUUACUACUGCCACAAUCUCCUCUUCUUUCGAAAUUAGAGAUAGGGAGUUGUGAUGAGUUGGCAUCCUUGGAACUGCAUUCAUCUCCUCUUCUUUCUAGUUUAGACAUUCUUGCAAGUGUCUUUGUUACCUUGUCUUAAGAAACUACUACUGUCUAAAGUGAGAGAAGAGGUAUUGCGGCAGUUAAUGCUUGUUACUGAUUCUUCAUUGGAGUGUUUGUCCAUAUGGAAGAUAUAUGAUUUGAUAUUUCUUCCUGAGGAGCUGCAUUGACAUGUUUCAACUCUUCAACGUCUCUCAAUUUACAACUGUUGUGGUUUGACAACAUUACCACGCUGGAUUGGCAGCCUCACCUCACUUAGUCACUAUAUACACAAUUGUGAGCACCUUGCAGAAAUACGUUGAAGGGAACUGGCCCAAGAUUGCUUAUAUCCCAUGAAUUAACAUGUACCUGCAUUAUUGAAGAGUGAACUUAUAUAGAAUGUCAUUUUAGAUUUUACAUUCCUUAAGAAGCUUAUGAUUGGCUUAAUGCCUAAAGGGAUGCUAAAAGGGGAUAGGUCUUGGGUUGCCCUAAAUAUUUCACAUGGCCCAUAAAUUCAUAUCUACUAGAUGACUAGUGCAGAAAGGACUUUUGCUCUGUUUUCAAUUCAGGCCUGCUAGUGGACAUAUAUAUUUCAGACAGCUUCUUUUGUUGGAUAAUGAGGAUGAGGUUCACAUGCAAAUUGCAAGGACUCAGAAGCUUGAGUUGGUGUCUCCAUCAUUAGGGCCUCAAAAUGUUAUCAUUCUGGAAAUUCUUAAAAUACUGUUAUUGUUUAGUAACAUCAUCAAAUUGGAUAAACAUCCAAAGAUCUCUUAAUGAGCUACAAAAUGCUGUUUGCCCUGAAUUUGAAUCACUGUGCUCCUCAGUUCUUCAAUGUUUCCAGAAUUGAUACUGACCGAUUUCACCUUGUUUAAGAUACUCGUGGUUAUUCAUUGGCCCAAAGGUUUCUUAUAUGCCAUUGCAAAUAAGGAUGAUGGUGAGGAUGGGUUGAAUAUUGCCCAUGCAUUGGAAAAAAAGCUAUUGAGGGUUGGUGCAAAGUUAAAAACUCCUCUUACUUGCAUCAGACUCUCUUUUCACUGCUCUCAAGUGAUAACAUUACCAGACUAGAUAGGCAAGCUUACAGCACCUAUGGAGCUCUGAAUUUAUUGUUUCCCUCAAUUACAUCACUGCGAGAAGAGAUGCAUUCCCUUAGCACCCUACAGAGACUAAUACAGAAAGCCACUUCAGAUUGCACCUUACUUAAGAAUCUUGUGAAAAAGUCCUUGGCCCAACGUGAAAUCACUCCCUACAGUAGCCUGUUCGAGCUUGAAAGCACUGCAAGAAGGUAACAAGUUUUGAAUUGGCUUAAAUAUUUCUCAUUGCCCUGAAAUUCAUAUUUAUAGAUGUCUACUGUAGAAAGAAUUCCUGCUAUCUUCUUCAAUCCUAGUUGCUUUGUACCAUAUAUUUUAGGUAAUCACCCUACUAUGGAUGGCUAUAUUAUUUUUGUAAUUUAAUUAUCAAUCUGUUAAGAGUGUUAUGCUCAUUUGUUAUUUCUCAUAUUUACUAGGAUACUAACCAAAUUGAACAAGUCACAAACAUUAAAUGUAAAUUUUGUAGACUAGUUCUCUUGUCUUUUUCCCAUGUGUGUGUAUUAGCAUAGAUAAAACAGAAGUCUAUCACAAUGCUUUUAAUUAUUUUUAAAAUGUCAUUCUAACCAAACACAACUAGGUAAAAGACUUCCUUAUUAUUCCAUCCUAUUUGUAAUUUUUUUAGGUAUAGAACUGUCCCUUUAUGUUAAAUAUAGCUGAAUAAUUUGGGCUAGAAAUCAUUAACCAGGUAUUGCAAAUUAGCAACAUCUGUUAAGAGUCUAAUUCUAUUAAUUAAUAGUUGUUGGACAAAGUAAUUGUGUAAUUUCUGUCACUCUUCACCUCUUUCAUUAACUCAUUAGAUUAGUAAAUUUAGAAAUUCGUAUCUUCAAAGAUAUAAAUCGCUAGUGCUUUGUGUUGGGGUGCAAGCAGAAUUGCCGACAGGUAAGUCGUGUCCCGGGAUAGUGAUAUGGAUAGUAAUUUACUAUUCUCCUCCAGCUCAGCAAGACCUGUUAAAUAUUACAGCAAGUAAUAUUUAUGCAAUAUUUGGGUGGCUAUGCCAAUCCACAACAAUUAUAAAUAUGCAGUUGGGUGGCAAAGCCAAUCCACACAUAGAAAAUUAAAUAACAAGUACAGACACCAAAUUUAAUGUGGUAAAACUCUCAAUGUGAGGGAAACCUCCAUGGGAAAAUAAAUCCACUAUGUGACAAAAUUGGUAUAACAAUAUUACUCAAGUGUUGCCACUACUUGAGUUUCUCACACCCCAGGAUAUGAUCACAAUCCUCAUAAUUUUAUCACUCAAUACUCUCUCUAUGGAGCACUCAAAACUUUUUUCUCUUCACACUCUCCUUGGUGUGAUACCCACAACUCUUCCUGGCUGUUUCUCACAACUCUUUGUGGUUGUGUUGCUCAGAGAUGAGCUAAUGCUCUGCACUUGAUGCACCCUAAACGCCCCUAUUUAUAGGCGUAUUCUGGAUGCUUAUUUGGUGUGUGAACUGAAGAAAAAACUUCAAUUUAUGUUUCCAACAAGGGUGGGCAGCCUUUGUCGAAAUAAUGUUUCUCCACAUGUGUGCAUUAAUGGGACUGGACCCCAUUACUUUGUACUUGGAUGACUAUAAGUCAAUAUAUGAUCUUGUUACUCCAUUUUCCAUUCUACUAGUUGGGAAAUUUAUUGGGUUAACUAUUAUUUGAGAUGUAAUUGUUGCCAAGUCAAAGAAAAACUAAAUAUUGAAGUAGCUGUCUCAACUCUCUAAAUGAAUUGGAAAAUGAGGAUUUUCAUAGACUAAUAUCUCUCCUAGUGUCUGCCACCUCACCUUUCUAAGGUAACCAGAAAGUGGGAAUUGUCAUAGGCUAAUAUCUCUCCUCCUGUCUAGCACACCUCAUUUCUCCCAAGUUAUUGAAAAUGCAGAGGGGAGGUAGCCUAAUUUCUUUGUCUCACAACCCUUAGAGCCUUUAGAUUGCUGACUGCUUUGAUUGAAAUGGUGGUGAGAAGGGAUCUGCCUAUGAGCACUUUACAAAAACUCAUAAUCUACCAUUGUUGUUGAUACUUACUAAAAAACAUGCCAAAAGGAAAGGGUUAAGACUGUCCUAAGAUUUCUAAAUUUCUUGCAAUUGUGUUGUGAGUGACAUAUAAACAUGGAAGGGUUAGCCUGUCCAUGUGUAAAUCCUGUGGUUAGGGGAGUGGUUGGAGCAAUGAGGCUCAUUUCAGUUUUAUUUAAGAGAAUCUAGAACCAUGCUAAAGGGCCUACUUGAGAUAUCGACUAGCAAAGAUUGGUUGAUUCAUAAACUACUCGUAGUCUCUCUAAUUUGAGCAUGCCAUCAACAAUAUGUUUCAGGUUUACAAUGCAGUCUUUUUCCUAUUUUUUGAUGGCUUCAAUUUUUUUUAUUAUUAUUUUACAAUGUUCUAAAAGUGUUAUACUUUUUGUAUAAUUUUUUUUCCUGAUUCUCAUAUGCAUUAGCACAUAUUGUGUGCAUAUGUAAGUGCGUUAAGAAUUCUUAAUAUUUAAUUCAUUACUUCCCAUUCAUUUUGUUUAAAUUGUUCUACUUUGUUUAGAGUUCAGAUAUUUUCUGCAUGCAGUAGAACACCAACAGUUUGAGUGAGUUUCAAAUCUUACCAAUUCAUAUGACAAUCUAGUUACCUCCCUUCACUUGAGUUUCUUGACCUCUGGGAUUGGAAUGCUUUGGAGUACACAAACAAUAAUGGUAAUAUCUCUCCCAAAGAAGGUACUUCAACCUGUUAUAACCCUCCACAUUCUCACAAUUGACAACUGUUCUGCUUUGGCAAUACUACUAUCACUUAACUCAUAGAGGUUCAAGUUCAUUCUUUCUCUGAAUUGAUAUCACUGCAGGAUGAGAUGAAUACCUUAUCACCCUUCAGAAACUCAAAUCUACAAUUAUCUAUGUCUAUCGGAAAGAUGCCAAAAGGAAUUGAUCAAGACUGACCCAAGAUCGCUUAUAUCUCAAAAAUUUAUAUUUUUGUGAAAAUUCUACUAAUACAUAAAGGCAUUUCAGGUAAGGGAAGACUGAUGCGUAAAGACUCGUGCUCUCUUUAAUUCAGAUUUGCCUUGUGUCAAAUAUUUCAGGUUUGCAAUGCCAACCAUAUUUACCAUUUUUGUUGGCUUUAUGCUUUGUUGUUUUUAUAGUCAUCUGUUAAGAUUGUUUUCUUGUUGUAAUAAAGAUUAGCCAUGCCAUGUAGGUUAGACAUGCAUACAUAAGUGGAUACGCUUGGGAGUGAAGAUAGUUUUCUAAGCUUUUUGGUAAAAGAAAUCAAUGUUAAUGCUCCAUAAUAUCUUAUUUGAAAUAAUUAAAUAUCGAUUAUAAAAGUGCUUGGAUUAAUAAUUUUUUUUUUGAAAAUUAAUUCAGUAUCAAUGCCAAUACUAAAGACAUAAUGCUUAGUCUUGGUUGAGCGUUGUUCAGUACUCUAGAGGCACAUGUUGACAGGCUAUGGAUGGGUGACACCCAUUGAAAAGGUGGUUGAUAGUAUGAUUUUGCCCAUUCUUGAAGAUUUGACAAACUUCAAGAUAUGUCAAGGAGGACUACCACUCUCAAAGCAAGUGACAAUUACAACAACACUUAUUGCUGAUAUCAUUUCCCCAAGUUGAUAUCCAUGCCACUACAUCUACACCUAAACAAUCUACACAAAAGGGUUGCUUAUAUAAAUGAAAUUCAUUUAUAUCCCAAAGUAAAUGAGAAGGGAAAGAUGUUGAUUUUUAUGUUGAAGAUCACUCAAGAGUUGCUUGUAUAAAUGAAGUUCAUUUAUAUCCCAAAGUUAAUGAGAGAAGGGAAAGAUGCUGAUUUUUAUGUUGAAGAUCAUGGAAGAGUGUUGCCUAUAUAAGAGCAAUUUCUCAUAAUGGAGAGUGAAGAUGGAACCAACCUCACUUCAAAACCUUAAAUUGCAUUACUAAAACAUGCAAAGUAUGGAUUAAGAGGAUGGUUAAUUGAGAAUGGAAGGGUGGAUCCAAAAUUCUCUAUCAUGGAUGAUUGUUGAAGCUUUAGUUCAAACCCAAACGUACACUAGAUGGCAGCAGUUGUGGCUUCUAAAUCUUCCUCAGGUGUAUUUGUUUUCUAAACAGUAAUAGACGACUUUCAGUCUUUAUACUUGCAAUUUCAGUUUGUCAGUUUUUGUUCCCAAAAUUAUUGUGGAUCUAUACAUCUUAGAGUGGUACUUUAAUGCCUGUUAUUUUUGUGGGUCAUUUUUGACUUGUUUGUAUGUAAUCUUUUAUUGAGUUCAUUUUUCCUUAUGAUCUUUUCUAGAUUCUAAUAUUGAGCCUAACAUACUGAGUGCGCUUUAUAAUUAAAUUUGAAAAUUUUUUAUUUGUUUUGUUCUAGUUCA